AUGACCAAGAGUCUGAAAUUGAAGAGGAAAAGUAAGUCAACUACACCCCCACUGGCAUCUGUGGCACCUGCGUCUGUGGCACCUGCGUCUGGAUCUACACCGAAGUUGCACACUACUGCUAAUGCCAACGCAAAAGAAAAUACCACUAAAGUAAUAAAGACACGUUCUGUAUCAACAAAGCGCAAAAAAGAGCACCAACCACAAUCGGUACAAUCAUCCAAUUACAAAAGCAUCUUUAGCGACUCACCGGUAUAUGACCUUCUCCACUAUUUCGAAAAAGCACCGGACCAAUGGGCAGCACGCUACAUCCUCAUCCUAUCAUCCCUCUUAUUGCGCACUGCCGUGGGACUUGGCGGACACUCUGGCUUUGGAAAACCUCCAAUGUAUGGUGAUUUUGAAGCACAACGACAUUGGAUGGAAAUAACAAACCAUCUACCCUUAUCACAGUGGUACUUUUUCGAUUUGCAAUACUGGGGAUUGGACUACCCGCCACUCACAGCUUACCACAGCUGGCUCUUGGGCAAAAUUGGCAGCUUUAUCGACUACACAUGGUUCCAAUUGAAUAGAUCUCGAGGCAAAGAGACUCGCAGCUUGAUCAACUUUAUGAGAUUGACUAGCAUCGCAAGUGACUUGGCUUUGUACAUCCCGGCAGUAUUAUUAUUGGCCAAUAUCUUGGGUAAGAAAUUCCACUUGAGUCGAAUGGACCAGAUUGUGGUUGCACUAGUAAUUAUCAACCAACCCAGCUUGGUCCUUAUUGAUCAUGGCCAUUUCCAAUACAACUCAGUAAUGCUUGGACUAUUCUUGUUUUCAGUAAUUGACUUGGUUAGAGGAAACUUGGUCUUGGCAAGCAUUUGGUUCAUUAGUUGCAUCAACUUCAAACAGAUGGGCUUAUAUUACUCGGUGUUUAUCUUUUUCUACAUCUUGAGUCAAUUGCAAAACCUUGUUGAGCUUAUUGCCGUAGGUGCCACAGUCGUGGUGACUCAAAUCAUUUUAGUGUUGCCAUUCAUCAUGACUGAGCACCCCUUAAACUCAUUACAGCAAAUUCUUAUUAGAGUUUUCCCAUUCAAUCGUGGACUAUUUGAGGAUAAAGUUGCAAACUUUUGGUGCACAACAAAUGUCAUUAUCAAGUAUCGAGAGUUUCUCGACUCGUCGCAAUUAUCGAAAUUGGCACUUGCAGCUACCUUGGUGUCUAUUUUGCCAAUAAAUGUCUACAUUUUUUACAGAUUGCGGAAAUUGCAAAAAAGACUCGAGAGCGACAAAGAUGUUGUCAAUCACAAGGCACAAUACCUCAUUUAUGGAUUUGCUUAUAACGCACUAUCAUUUUACUUAUUUUCCUACCAAGUGCAUGAGAAAUCUAUUCUUGUGCCAUUAUGUCCCAUCUUGCUUUUAUUGUACAUCAAUCCGGGAGAUAUAGCGAUAAUUCAGUGGGUGCAAAACGUUGCUGUAUUUAGUAUGUACCCACUUUUGUACAAAGACGAUUUGGUGUUGCAAUAUUUUGUCAUUGUUUUGCUAAUGAACUGGUUACUUGGAUGGAAAAACUUGGUGUACCCAACGAAACUUUGUUUAAACAAUCUCGUUAUUGGUGUUGUUUAUUUGGCAAUGAUUGUGUACCAUAUCGUAGACGCAGUGGUGCUGACACCUGCAAGGUACCCUGAUUUAUGGGUUAUCUUAAACACGGGCAUUUCGUUUGUGGCAUUUGGUUACUUUUGGCUCUGGCUUAUUUAUAGAAUAUGCAAAGUUUGA
Molecule: messenger RNA, 1743 nt
Organism: Lodderomyces elongisporus
Lineage: Eukaryota; Fungi; Ascomycota; Pichiomycetes; Serinales; Debaryomycetaceae
Gene: ALG6
Product: dolichyl-P-Glc:Man(9)GlcNAc(2)-PP-dolichol alpha-1,3-glucosyltransferase
Exons: 1
Coding region: 1-1743 (580 amino acids)
Biological process (GO): protein N-linked glycosylation
Cellular component (GO): endoplasmic reticulum membrane
Molecular function (GO): dolichyl pyrophosphate Man9GlcNAc2 alpha-1,3-glucosyltransferase activity
Source: RefSeq, a predicted model, not a curated record